This is a messenger RNA of Talaromyces marneffei, 1923 nucleotides long. RefSeq lists its product as uncharacterized. The transcript is spliced from 7 exons. The record is from RefSeq and is a predicted model, not a curated record. Gene Ontology annotation, biological process: amino acid transmembrane transport. The coding region runs from base 1 to 1923 and encodes 640 amino acids. Gene Ontology annotation, molecular function: amino acid transmembrane transporter activity. NCBI's taxonomy places the organism in Eukaryota, Fungi, Ascomycota, Eurotiomycetes, Eurotiales, Trichocomaceae. Gene Ontology annotation, cellular component: membrane.
AUGAGUGUGGACGCGGGCUGUAGAAUAGCCUUAUCUAUAGCUCGAGCUGUUCUCUAUCCCUUCUCAUAUUGCCACCCUCCGGUUCCCAUAUUUGACACGGCUCAUAGUGUCGUCCAAGCCUUCUUACUGGCUCAACGGAGAAAAACCUUGCGUCUAUAUAAGAGGGUAGACCCCGGCUUCCUACGGUUUUUCAUCUCUUGUUCUGACAUUUGCUUCCCCGAACGAACCACCUCCCAUCACCAUCCCGCUUGGUUCAAGAUGUCGGAAGUUCAAACGAGUCACGAUAAACCCCCGGUGUAUGAUACCAAGGAUGUCGAGGGGUCGCCUCACAGUGAUGUUGAGACGGCGGAGGGCCAGAUCAACCCUCUGAAGAGAAAUCUUCAGAAUCGUCACAUGCAAAUGAUCGCCAUUGGUGGCGCUAUUGGCGCUGGUUUCUUUGUCAGUACUGGAGGUGCGUUGCGUACUGGUGGUCCUGGUGCUUUGCUCCUUUGCUACGUCACCGUCGGGAUUAUGCUUCUGCAAACCAUGUGGGCGCUUGGAGAAUUGGCUGUCAUGUAUCCAGUUAACGGCGCCUACUACGAUUACAGUCUCCGUUUCAUCGACCCGUCGUGGGGAUUCGCCAUGGGAUGGGACUAUGCUAUCAAUUGGCUUGUGAUUCUGCCUUUCGAACUCACUGCUGCUGGUAUUACCAUUAGAUACUGGCGUGAGGAUCUAAAUGUCGGCAUCUGGAUUGCGGUUUUCCUAGUGAUUCUAUCUGCUAUUCAGAUCUUUGGCGUGCGUGGAUAUGGAGAAGUGGAAUUCGUCCUCAGUAUCAUAAAAAUCACCGCCGUGAUCGGAUUUAUCAUUCUCGGAAUCGUCAUUGAUUGCGGCGGUGCUCCCGUGGGCGGCUACAUCGGCGGACGUUACUGGUACGAUCCUGGCGCUUUCACCGACUUUGUUGGCUUCUGCUCUGUGUUUACCACCGCUGCCUUUGCCUUCGGAGGUACAGAGAUGUCUGGUCUUGCUGCUGCCGAAACCGCCAACCCUGCAAAGUCAAUCCCCAAGGCCUGCAAACAGGUGUUCUGGCGAAUUACAGUUUUCUACGUUGUUGGCACUCUCAUUGUCGGACUGAUUGUCCCUCACAAUGCUGACUACCUCAUGAACGCAAGUGGCGCUAACACUUCCUUCUCACCAUUUGUUGUUUCAAUUAAGAAUGCUGGUAUUAAUGGUUUGCCGUCGGUGAUGAAUGCUGUCAUCACCAUCUCCGUCAUCAGUGUUGCCAACUCAGCUACAUUUGGUUCCACGCGUACCAUCCAAGCCAUGGCAGAGAAGGGAAUGGCCCCUAAGUUCUUCAGCUAUGUCGACAAGCAUGGUCGUCCCAUCUGGUGUAUCGUUCUCCAGAUUGCGUUUGGUUUCCUUGCUUUCAUCAACGAAGCCUCCAACACUGGUGGCCAGAUUUUCACCUGGCUCCUGGCAUUGUCUGGUAUCUCCAACUUCUUUGUUUGGGGUUCCGUCUGUCUUGCACACAUUCGUUUCCGUGCUGCCUGGAAGCACAACGGUCGCAGCAUCGAUGAAUUAGCAUACGUUGCCCCAUGGGGUGUUUAUGGUAGCUACCUGGGUCUCGGACUAAAUAUUCUAUGUUUGAUUGCCGAGUUCUAUGUCUCCGUUCAGCCAUUAGAUGCCCAGACAUUCUUCGAGAACUAUCUUGCUGCGCCAAUUGUGCUCGCUCUCUAUCUAGGCUGGAAGAUCUACCAGUACUUCACUAAGAGCCCCAACGUUGAAAAGCGUGGCUGGAAGAUGUGGAGAUCUGUUGACGAGAUUGACAUAUUCACUGGAAUCCGUGACACAGCCCUAGAUGUUGACCUCGAGCCUCGUGUCAAGUACGAAACCUGGGGCGCAUGGGCCAAGUCCUUGCCAAUGAGAUUGCUUCGCUCAAUCGUUUAG